This is a messenger RNA of Ixodes scapularis (black-legged tick), 652 nucleotides long. RefSeq lists its product as uncharacterized. The record is from RefSeq and is a predicted model, not a curated record. The transcript has 4 exons. NCBI's taxonomy places the organism in Eukaryota, Metazoa, Arthropoda, Arachnida, Ixodida, Ixodidae. The coding region runs from base 25 to 441 and encodes 138 amino acids.
GCCACGUCAGUGGAGCAUUCAAAGAUGCCACUACAAAAGGUGACCCAAAGGAAAGGUCGGGCGGUUUUGAACACGAAAAAGGCAGUGUUCAACAAGAGUCACGGCAGUUCUUAUCUCUCGCAGUCAUUUAUUCUGACCAAGCUGAAGAAGCGGUUGCGAACUGUGAUCGAGCAGAACAAGGUGCUGGCCUUUGUCCUCGCUGAAGCCAAAAACCAGAAUAGCAGGCUCAAGACUGCAGCAGUACGCCAAGGAAAGAUCGAGCGUCUCUUACUUCCACAGCUGAAAGUAUGGCUGGAGGACAGCUUGAGUCACAUGCAAGAGAUCACCCGAGUCCACGGGCGAGCGAUUCUGUCUAUCCAUAACAUCCUCAUGUACGGCCAUGACGUCAGCCUGGCCCCUGAUUGCGGAGAUGUCUUCCAGGAGGCGCCGCCACCGAGGUAAGUUCAGGGUAAGAUGCGAAAUAAGCGGCCUGAGAAACGGUGCUUGAAUCUGUAUAGGAAACAUAUGGCAGCGGGUGCUUUACUUUCUAAAAAGAAAUGAUGCAGAAGGCAGAGUUCCGGGCCCCUUUCUGCUGAUCUAGUUUUGCGAACGGUAGAUACUCUUAGGCGCAAACGAAAAGAAUACAAACUGUCAAGUAGAUGAAUGGAUAGAU